AUGCAUUUUUGUAUUCAAUGGCACGAUUGGUUUUACCAAGAGACCGUCGCGUCGGUGGACUCUGCCAGCGGCGCAGCACGCCGGCGCAGGCCGCGCGAUCGACGCCGCCCCCCGGCCGCGCCGCCGACGCCGUCGACGCGGCAGAGGAUCUCCGCCGAGGAACUAGCGGAGGCGCUGCGCCCGCACCUUCUGUCGCCGAAGCGCAUGUGGGCCAUGGGCUACCCGCUGGAGAUCGAGCCCACGUCGUCGAAGGCCGUCGUCUACAUAAACCCACCGCCUCGGCCGAGGCCGCUGCAGCUGACCACGUGGGACGUCAACGCGCCCGAGUUCGUGCCCGGCGGCUCGCAGAGCGACAGCGGACGGGGCUCGUGGGGAUCUACUCCGCGCUCCGACAGCGACGAGGAAGCGGAUGCAGUGGAACACUUGUGUGUGCGAUGUGAUAAGAUGUUUCGAAUGACUCGUGAUGGUGAAUACCUAGUGGAGGAGACGUGUGCCUAUCACUGGGGCCGCGUAUGCGGCAGUGAUUCUCGAUACACGUGCUGCAAUUCGCCGUCGGGCUCGAAGGGCUGCAGCACGGCUCGCUUCCACGUGUGGAGCGGCACCCGGCCCGGCAUGAACGGCCCGCUCGAGGGCUACGUACGCGCACGCUCCCCCAGGGGCGGCGUUUACGCACUAGACGCCGAAAUGUGCUACACAACAGCGGGCCUAGAGCUGGCCAGCAUCGCAGUGAUAGCAGCGGACGGGCGGCUCGUGUACAAAUCGCUAGUAAAGCCCAGUUCACCGGUCGUCGACCACAACACCCGCUUCUCAGGCAUCAGGCCGCGCGACUUGGCGCGCGCGACUAAGACGCUACGAGACGUACAAAAUGACAUCCUCGGAUUCGUGGGCAGCGAUACGAUCCUCAUCGGUCACGCUUUGGACAACGAUCUGCGGGCCCUGAAACUGCUGCACGGCGCCGUGGUGGACACCUGCGCGCUGUACCCCCAUUCGCGGGGCUUCCCGCUCAGACGGUCCCUGCGCGCUCUGUGCGAAGAGUUGCUGGGGCGCAGCGUGCAGCGAGGAAGUGGUGGCCACUCGCCGCUGGAGGACGCCCGCGCCGCAAUGGACCUGGUGCUCCUCAAAGUCCACGAAGAGCGCCGGAAUCGUGCCCGCUUGUCCAGCCAACUGUCAAUACUGCAGCCGUACGAUCCCCUGAUCAGUUCCGCC
This is a messenger RNA of Iphiclides podalirius (scarce swallowtail), 1206 nucleotides long. The record is from the annotation of a GenBank genome assembly. Lineage: Eukaryota; Metazoa; Arthropoda; Insecta; Lepidoptera; Papilionidae.